This is a messenger RNA of Struthio camelus australis, 4011 nucleotides long. It is a transcript of the gene DPH5, whose product is annotated as diphthamide biosynthesis 5. Gene Ontology annotation, biological process: protein histidyl modification to diphthamide. NCBI's taxonomy places the organism in Eukaryota, Metazoa, Chordata, Aves, Struthioniformes, Struthionidae. Gene Ontology annotation, molecular function: diphthine synthase activity. The record is from RefSeq and is a predicted model, not a curated record.
CCGAGAAGAGCCACCCAAUACGCUUUUAGAAGAGGGCAGGAAGCGCCUCGCUGCAGCACAGGCAAUCCGGGGCGAAGGCCGGUGGCGGCGCUGGCAGCAGGUCCUGGCACCUCUGACGCCCUCGCCUUAACAUGCUGUACCUGGUCGGACUGGGCUUGGGAGAUGCGAAGGACAUCACGGUGAAAGGUCUGGAGGUGGUGAGGCAGUGCCGCAGGGUGUACCUAGAGGCCUACACGUCCAUCCUCACUGUAGGGAAGGAAGUGCUGGAAGAGUUUUAUGGAAAAGAAUUGAUUUUGGCUGAUCGAGAAACAGUGGAACAAGAAGCAGAUAGCAUUUUAAAAGAAGCUGGUGUUUGUGACGUUGCUUUUCUUGUGGUUGGUGAUCCCUUUGGAGCCACGACGCACAGUGAUUUAGUACUACGUGCAGUAAAACUGGGGAUUCCAUACAGGGUCGUUCAUAAUGCUUCAAUAAUGAAUGCAGUGGGCUGCUGUGGUUUACAGUUGUACAAUUUUGGAGAAACGGUUUCUAUAGUUUUCUGGACAGAUACAUGGCAGCCAGAAAGCUUUUUUGACAAGAUCAAGAAGAACAAGCAGAAUGGAAUGCACACACUGUGCUUACUUGACAUUAAAGUGAAGGAGCAGUCUCUGGAGAAUCUAAUGAAGGGAAGGAAGAUAUAUGAGCCACCACGCUACAUGAGCGUGAACCAAGCUGCAGAACAGCUUCUUACCAUUAUUAAAAAUAGGAGGCUCCAAGGAGAAGAACCAGAAAUUACUGAAAACACAAUUUGUGUUGGCCUCGCACGUGUGGGUGCUCCUGAUCAGAAAAUUGCUUCAGGCACGCUGCAUCAGAUGUCCACUGUGGAAUUAGGUGGUCCGCUACAUUCCAUGAUUGUAACAGGUUCUAUGCAUCCUCUGGAAUUAGAAAUGCUUAAGCUUUUUUCUGUUGACAGCUGUUCUAACUCUGAAAAUAAUGCAUUGAAAAGGACCCUUUAAAUAAAAACAGGUUUUUUUUUUAUUCCAUCUUAGAGCUUGCUUAAAUACACUUAGAUUGUAUGUUGCUGUGAAAGACAACAUGACCUGAGGCUACAAAAUGCAAGAUGUACCUGCUACUAUUAGCUUAUAACAUGUAAAAACUUCUCCAAAAGCCUUUAAACUGCAGGACCCCUUUGUCUGGUUCAGUGUAUUUACAUCCACAUAAGCUUCAAGUUGAUGACUAGGGUAAGAAGAUGCAAGGACAGACCUGAAGAAGUGUGGCAGAUGUCUAUUCAGCAUCACUUUUGCUACAAUGUUAAUUGGGCUUCCUGCAUGUAUUGUAGUAAGUGUAUUUUAGGUGUUGAAUUUGGUAUUUCAGCUUUCCCAGAAUCCAGGAGUUCUUUCAUUAAUGCAGAACAAUACAAUAGCAUGCAAAAACUGAGGUCUGUAUCCACCUUUACACAGAGCAGAGUGAGAAUAUUCUUUACUUUUGUGAACCAAGAAAAACAAACUCACCCUUUGGACAGCUGGGGAAAAAGAGGUGGAAGCCACAUAAAUUUCUCAUUUCAGAAGGCUGCAACUUAUAAUAGAACCGCCUUUCUCUGUGGGUUAGUGCUAGCAUUUAUGAAGCACUGGGCUUGAAGUGCAGCAAUAAUUCUCAAAAAACAAAGACGCUGAGAUUUUUCUUCAGAAUCAUCUAGCAGAUGAUGGUGGCUGCUAUUCAAACUGGUCAUACUGAGAAGACAAUAGAACAGGCAUCUAUGCAGGUCUUUUUAAACUGAAAAUUUAUUGAAAAGAAACUUGAUCCCAUACUUUCAGUGAUAUAGGAUAUAUUAUAUAGACAUAUUCAAGUAGAAAAGAUUACAUUACAAUUUUCUAAUAUUGCACUUGGGACAAGUCAUGGCUAAGCUACUAACAUUAGUAUUCCAGAACAAAAUCAUAUAUGGCCUUCAGAAUUUUAGUGACCUUCCUUGUGUUAGCAGAUUUCGUCACAGGUAUUUGGACACUGCUCUAUUCAACUUAAGCUCACUGCUAAGAGUAAUUCCACGUAGCUGAAAGUAACUGCAAUUGAAAACAAGGCAAGCAAUACACUGUAUCCUACCAGGCAUGAUUUUUAGCAGUUUCUUCAUUCACAUUAUUUCACACUCCAGCCAAAAUAUUGUAGCAAUUCAUUUAACUCUUGUACAAGACCCUACCAUAUGCAUGAAAGAUUUCAAUGCAUGUGGGAAGUGAAAUAUGCAACUCCCCUUUACACAUUAUUUCCGCCAAGUUACCACAUAGGCAGGAACUUUUGUGGCUCGCUAAAUCACACAAGGAGAUUUGUGCAAAUGCUGAUGAAACAAAACCUGUAGUCUUCACCUGCCAGACAAAACAGAAGCACAGGUACCAUUUUUUUCAUGUUACAGCAGUCUCUGGCCAAUGAAGGCCCAACAUGGAUGGCCACUGCAACAAAGCCUCAACAGGGGAGAAAAACCCCAAGGGAAACCCAGGAGGUUGCAGAGAGGGAUUUUAGGACAAGUGUAAAGGGAAAACUAACUGGUGAGUCAGUAUUAGGGAGUCAGAAAACUGGAUUAUGAAAUAUAUUUAUGUAUAAUAUAUAUCCCUCUCUACUCUCUACCCACACCUAAAAGGGGGGGUGGGUGGGAUAAGAGGAAUCAUAGUAAAUGACAUUUUGAUAGCUGCUGGAAAAAACAAGACAGGGCUUAAUUAGUAACUAAAAGCAUUGCUCUGAACUGGUAUUUAAAGAUAUUGUUAGAUGAGUAUUGAUUAGGACUUGCAUAUAAUAAAGAGUAAUGCCCAACUUAAUUCACGUUUCACAAAAGCAUCAAGCUUUCUGCAACUUAAAUCUGCACUCAGUACGAAGGAAAAGCCAUGAACUUCACAAUUUGAUUGAGCGGUCUAGGUUAAGGGUAGAAAAAGUGCAGUUCAGCAGUAGCUUCUCUCCCCUCUGAAACCUUGUUUACAUUCCCAAAACAGGCUUACUUACCAACAAGUUAAAAGAAAUACCAUUGCCUUCCUCCAUCUUUAAACCCAGCUUUACUACUUCAGAAAAAAAAUUAAGAAUAUUAAAACUCACUAAGGUCCAUUUCAUUAGUAGCAGUAGUUUCAAUCUGUAUGUAAAGAAAAGAACCACUUACAAGACAGCUAGAAAGUUUAAGUUUAGAAAAAUCACAAUGGACAUUGUCAUUGGCUCUUACAAGUGAUUAGAUUAAACUUUAGUUUCAGUAAACAGGAUUCCACAAGAAGCAGUCAUUUAUUUGAACCAGCACUUUUUGCAUUAGUUUAGCAAAUCACGUGAGUAGUCUAGCUCUUUAUCUGGGCCCUAUUUGUACAAAGAACAAGUCUUACCCAUAAGUAUAAGUUUUCAGAAUUAGCCUACAAAGGAUUGCUGGUUUUUUUUUUUUUUUUGUUACUAUUUUUAGUCUUAAGGAGAAGAGCAGUUUUCUUCCCCCAUUAUUUAGCAUACCAAACAUUCGGGGCAUUUUAAGUAUAGAACGCUAGAGCACUUUUUUAAAAAACUUUCCAGAAAUGCAGUUAAGACUUUUGCAGGUUGCUGCUUAGAAAAGUGAAAUAACAUUUUGCAGCAGUUCCUGUAAAAAGCAUGCAGUUUGCAGGCUUAGCCUUUGAGACAGUACAGUUGUAAGUUGCUGUCUUCAGUCACAGAAGAAAACCCCUUAUACAGACCAGUAACCCUACGGUGGGUGAUGUUCAGCUCCAUAAAAAACAUAAGCAAAUUGUAUUUGGAAAACUUAGUUCAAAAUCCAGUACUGGUACCAGAAAAGUCAAUUUUAGCAGAUAAAUAAUCUGCUAAGACAUUCACCUAUCAUUGGAUGUUUUAGUCAUUCAUACAGAUCUAUUCCCUCCCCCAAAAAGCUUCUCCACUAACAUGUUAUAUAAUAACAUAUUGUGUGUUUUAUAAUAAGCAAAGUAUUACAUAAUUAGCAAAACACAAAAUAAUGUUCAAGAUACAAAGGGUUUCACUUUCAAUUGCAUGAUUUGUAGUCUUGUAAAACCAAGGCAAGUAGGUGAAAAAAAAUUA